AAAUGUCAUUUAGAUUGGAUACUUGGAGCUUGCAACAAUUUGCAAUUUUCAUUACUCUUUGUUAAGCAAUUAAGAAGUUUAAUUAUUUCCUUUAAAAAACUGCAUAAAAAACUAUUAUACUUUGCUACUGCAUUAUCGAGUGAAAUUGAGAAUAAAAACAAAAGCAAAAACACAUUUAGCACAACAAAAGUUUUACAUACACACACACUCAAGAAAAGAAUUAUCGAAUGAUGAACUAUGAUGGCUUAUUAUCACAGUUAACAACUGAAGACAAACUGAGUCUGUUUCAAGGGGCCGCUGUAAACUCGGGCACUGUUCCUCCCCCCACAGCUAAUAUCAUACAAGUGGAGGAGGGGGCAAUAGAGGAAGAGCAAGCAGCCACAAUUCAAUGCGUUCCAAGGCCUGCGACGACGACAGCGACAUUGACCAGCAACAACACUAACCCCAAAUCAGAACAAACAUCGACACCCUCACGAAAGAUUUCAACAUCGUCGCGUUUUUUAAAUGCUUUUCAACAGUUAUAUUCCACUUCAGCCAGUUCAUCGUGUGUCAGCAAUCCCAUAGAUAAUGAAGAAAGCGACGGAAAUCAAUUUUUAUCAACAUCUUCCGCCUCCGCAGGCAGGACACCAACCAAGGGCAUGGAAUCAAAAUUACUUUCUAUGUGGCACAAUGUUAAAUAUGGCUGGAGUGGCAAGCUUAAGUCCAACUUCUCUAAAGAGCAGCCAGUGUGGCUUUUGGGUCGAUGCUAUCAUCGCAAAUGUACGCCUCCUUCUUCAAUGGAAACUUCAUCGGAAUUGAACAUUGCGGCAGGUGGAGGAACUGCAAGUGAAAAUUCAAAUAUGGGCGUCUCAAAUGCAUAUGAUACCAUACAACAAGACAAUUCCCAGAGUGCUGCUGUGGUAACGCCCAAUAGUAAUACGACGACACUGUAUCCUAUAUUAAACCCACAGCAGGUUGAAGAAAUUGUAGUCCCACAAGAAUUGGCUUUGGAUGCAACCGACAAUCAGGUGGGAGAGAAUCCUUGGGAAGAGGGCAUAGAAGGAUUCAAGCGCGACUUUUAUAGUCGCAUUUGGAUGACGUACCGCAGAGAAUUUCCAACCAUGAAUGGCUCAAAUUAUACCUCAGAUUGCGGCUGGGGUUGUAUGUUGCGCAGUGGACAAAUGUUAUUGGCCCAGGCGCUAAUUUGCCAUUUUUUAGGACGCAGUUGGCGUUAUGAUCCAGAAUCUCAGCUACACUCAACACUCGAAGAUAAUAUGCAUAAAAAGAUUAUAAAAUGGUUUGGAGAUAGUUCUUCAAAAAGCAGUCCCUUUUCCAUACACACCCUGGUAAAGUUAGGCGAAGAAAUGGGCAAAAAGCCAGGGGAUUGGUAUGGACCAGCAUCUGUCUCCUAUUUAUUGAGACAAGCCCUAAAGAACGCAGCUCAGGAAAAUGCUGAUUUCGAUAAUCUAGUAAUUUAUGUGGCCAAGGACUGCACUAUUUAUAUGGGCGACAUUGAGGCCGAAUGCUCCAUUCCCGAACCCACACCGAAAUCUCAUGUGCCCUGGCGCAAAACUCAAACACCCAAAUCGAAUGAAGUCAAAUCAAAUUGGAAAUCUUUAAUUGUAUUGAUACCCUUACGUUUGGGAACGGAAAAACUUAAUCCCGUUUAUGCCCAUUGCCUAAAAUUGUUGCUAAGCACUGAAUAUUGCAUAGGCAUAAUAGGAGGAAGACCGAAACAUUCUUUAUACUUUGUAGGAUUUCAAGAGGACAAAUUAAUACAUUUGGAUCCCCAUUAUUGCCAAGAAAUGGUUGAUGUUAAUCAGGAAAAUUUCCCACUACAUUCAUUCCAUUGCAAAUCUCCAAGAAAAUUAAAAUCCAGCAAAAUGGAUCCCAGUUGCUGCAUAGGUUUCUAUUGUCAGACAAAAGUCGAUUUUGAUAAUUUUGUGGAGUCUGUGCAAUUGUAUUUACAUCCUAUGCGUUGUGCAUCGGGCUCAUUGGAAAAACAAAUACCUCCCUCUCAACAAAUGCCUUCUAGUUUGACCAACAGUUUUACAGAGUCAUCAACGACGUCAUCAUCUCAAUAUGCCGAAAUGAAUUAUCCAUUAUUUUCGUUUUCACGUGGACGCUGUUUACAGCACGAGACGAACGAAAUGAGCGACUCCUUAUAUAAACCUUUACAAAAACAACUUCAAUUGAUUAACAAUGACAUAAGUUCGCAGCAUUCAUCAUCAUCGCCGCUGACCAUUGAUGAUGAUAGUGAAACUGAAGAAUUUGUAUUGCUAUAAGUGAAAUGAGAAAAACACAAAGAAGACAAAAUCACAAUUUACAAUUUACUACAAGCGUUCACUACCUGUUGAUGCUGCUGCUGCUGCUGCGCUUCAAUACAAAACCAUAACAAAUAAUCAUGCCCCAUUACCAUAUACCAUUUACAUAUUCUUUGUUACCUUUAUGUAUCUCAAAAUUAAAGACUUAUUUUAUUUUCUAUAUACAUAUAUGCAUAGAUAUUCUUCGCCAUGUUGCGAUUUUCACAUCUGUUACAAAAUUUUUAAAGUUAUUGUGUUUUUUUAAAGCCUAUUGUUUUUUAAAGUGCAAAUCAGUUUAUUUUUUUGUAUUAUUAUUAUUAUAUAAAAUUUGUUAUCAUUUUUUCUCAUUCAUCUGUUGUGUGCGUAUGUGUGUUCGUGUAUGUGCUGUAUUUCUUAUCAAUUAAUGUUUAUUUAAUUUAUUUGUAGUUUAAGUUUACCCUAUUCUCUAGAGCCUCUGUAUGAGUGUUUAUUAUUUUUAUAGAUUAUUGAAAUAGAAUGAGUUCAUAAAUCUGCAUGUCAAUGUCAUUUGGGGCAUUUCAUGGGCAAAGAGUUUGAGUAAAACCAGUCUCUGCCUAUUCCCCUGCCGAAAAAGCAACUUAUUGACACCUUCAAAUAAACUUUGUAUGCAAGUUUAUCAAAUUAUGAUUCAAACAAUUUAUGUGUACCUUCUUAUCUUAUACUUAUCUUAUAUACAAUGACACAUCGCAGUUAUUUCAAGGCAUCAUUCGUUGUUGUCGAAUAUUGUAUUUUUAUCUAUUUUUUUUAUUUCCUAUUUUUAAGCCUUUUCUUUGCCAUUACUACAAAAUAAAAAUUCAUGUGUGAUUGAUUGUACACGUAUUAAUUAUAAAUAUGGACUUAUUGAAUGAAUAAAUAACGCAGUAGUCUCCCCUCAUAUGGGAAACGAGUUUUUAAA
This is a messenger RNA of Stomoxys calcitrans (stable fly), 3195 nucleotides long. RefSeq names its product cysteine protease ATG4D (gene Atg4b). NCBI's taxonomy places the organism in Eukaryota, Metazoa, Arthropoda, Insecta, Diptera, Muscidae. The transcript is spliced from 7 exons. Bases 228 to 2264 code for a protein of 678 amino acids. Gene Ontology annotation, molecular function: protein-phosphatidylethanolamide deconjugating activity. The record is from RefSeq and is a predicted model, not a curated record.